Messenger RNA from Spinacia oleracea (spinach), 660 nucleotides. Its product is annotated as zinc finger protein bud20. The transcript is spliced from 2 exons. The record is from RefSeq and is a predicted model, not a curated record. NCBI's taxonomy places the organism in Eukaryota, Viridiplantae, Streptophyta, Magnoliopsida, Caryophyllales, Amaranthaceae. The coding region runs from base 156 to 515 and encodes 119 amino acids. Gene Ontology annotation, molecular function: zinc ion binding; nucleic acid binding.
UUGAUCUCCCACCCCUCUUUGGGUAAACCCUCGAAAUUCUAGGGUUUUCUCUCACCCAACAAAGUCACUCAAAAACCGCCAUUGUCGCAAAUUUCCAGCACCAACAAGAAGGAAAUUUGCUCGUUAUUCUCGAGGAGAGAGAAAGAGGGGCAACAAUGGGAGGAAAGUGUCCGCACAGAAAGGUGAGUAAGAGAAGAUACUCGCACAAAACUCAUCGGCGUUCCAAAUUCGAAGUUAAAGGCGACGAUAUCGUCUAUGAUGAUCUCCGGAAAACCGAUGAAGAUCGAAAACCAUUGCCGCUUGAUGAAGAUUUACCUGGAAUGGGUCAGUAUUACUGCCUUCAUUGUGACCGUUACUUCUCCAAUGUUGCUGUUAGGGAUUUGCACUUCAAGUCAAAGCGCCAUAAGAAGCGUUUGAAGAUUAUGUUAGGACCUGCACCGCACAACCAACUUGAUGCUGAACUAGCUGCUGGCAUGGGCAUGCCUGAUAAUGGUCCAAAGUUGAUGUCCAUGUGAAUUUUGCAAUGUUCUUUUUCCCUUGAAUGAUACUUUAGUAUAUAUUUUUGUUGAAAUAUGUAGCAAGAUCAGAGAAUCAUUAGAAAAAGUUGUUUUAGUAAGAAUACUUCCAGGCUUUAUUAAAAACUUCUUGUUGGGUCCUUUA